This is a messenger RNA of Pseudogymnoascus destructans, 1215 nucleotides long. RefSeq lists its product as uncharacterized. The record is from RefSeq and is a predicted model, not a curated record. Lineage: Eukaryota; Fungi; Ascomycota; Leotiomycetes; Thelebolales; Thelebolaceae. The transcript has 3 exons. The coding region runs from base 90 to 890 and encodes 266 amino acids.
CUCGUGCAAAAACCGAUGCGUGUAUCCGCGUCUUAGCUGCAUGAGACCGCUUCUUUGACCGGCGUCGAAUAGAGCCUUGGUCCAAUUGAAUGCACCUCUUCCUUCUGCCGCAUCACCAAUUCAUCCAGAAAAACUGCAGAAGCUGCCCUUUUAACGUUACAAUCUGCACACCGCGAGUGGAACAACCGACACUCGAGCCACGACAGCACAGCAGCUGCAUCCGCUGCAUCGGCAUUCUGUCAGCGGUGGGAAGAGACACAAACACAGACCGAGACCCGUAUCGAGAACGAGAAAACCCCGAAACGAUGGACCCCGACUGUGCGAUCUGCUCCUCGCCCGCCCUCGCACAAUGCGACUGCGAAGCAAAGGGCCUCGACACCGCCGUCCGCCAGGCCGAGACCCGAAUGAUGACCACCUUCUUCGCCGACAUCCGGGCCUGGGUCCGCGGCCAUGCACAAGACUACAUCCUAACGUACUUCAACGUCCUCACGACCCGACGCCGAGAGUCGCACUCAAUGCACAUCGCGCACCUCAGCGAGCGCGCCCUUUACUACUAUGGCACGCGACCACACCCAACCGAGAUCGCAGCCGCCAACGCGGAGCUGAAGCGGGGUAUUGAUGAGGACUGGCGCGCCAGCGUGCAGCGCUACCCCGAGGUGCUCGAGUACUUCUACAGUCUGGUGACUUUCACCCUGCCGCGCGACGACGACUCGGCUGUCAAGGACCCGCCGCUGAGUGCACUGACGGGGGCGAGGAUGCGAGAGAGCGGAGGGGGAAAGGGCAAGAGGCAGGAGCGAGUGGAGGCCGGGAGGAGCACGCCGGGACUAGGAAGCAUCAGGAGACCGCCGCCACCACCGAGCAGCGGGUACGCGUAUGGUGGACGCUACUGAGGGUCGGGAGACAGGCUGGGAAUGUAACAACGAGAGAUGUCUGUGUUGGGGGGGCUGGGAUUCUACUUGUUUUGAUGUUUGCAAUACGUUUUAUGUUUUCGCGCUGGGGCGUCCUGGUCUGCAUAGGGGGCAUAACAUAGCACUGGCGCCUUGCGUAUUCCACAUCUUCUAAAUUGCGCAAAGGGAUGGCAGAGAGGGAGGGAGGUUUAAGUCACGAACGUCUUACGAGAUAACGACUUUAUCACGCAUAACAUAGCUCACGGGUCACUCUUAUGAUGGGAGGAGUAGAAAUGAAGUAUCAACACGUUUUUUACGAAAUCAUGAA